Molecule: messenger RNA, 2958 nt
Organism: Scleropages formosus (Asian bonytongue)
Lineage: Eukaryota; Metazoa; Chordata; Actinopteri; Osteoglossiformes; Osteoglossidae
Gene: apbb2b
Product: amyloid beta (A4) precursor protein-binding, family B, member 2b
Exons: 19
Coding region: 344-2830 (828 amino acids)
Biological process (GO): regulation of DNA-templated transcription
Cellular component (GO): nucleus; cytoplasm
Molecular function (GO): amyloid-beta binding; transcription factor binding
Source: RefSeq, a predicted model, not a curated record
GGAGGCAGCGGGGGGGGCGGUGGGAAGCACUGGGAGCCAGUGGGAGCCUCUGGGAGCCUGUGGGGGGCGGUGGGAGCCAGUGGGAGGCAGUGGGAGGCACCGGCAUCUGGACGAUCGUCGGCGCAGAGAAGCAGACGGAGCCGCGCGCCGCGGAUGUGGAGAAGGAGGCUGCCUAUUCCCCACUGAAGAUCCCCGUGUGGCAGCCAUUUGAGAUCCUCGAAUGUACUGACGCUCCAGAAUGGGCAGACGGUACUCUGGAUCUUCUUACCCCAGCAACAGCACCGAUUUGAAGUGAUAGCCUUCAUCCACCUCUGUGGCUCGGUGAAAUCCCCUCCAGAGAUUCAUGUCUCAAAUGCUCCAAGUGGACUCCUCCUCAAACAUGAUGUCAGUGUGUGUGCCAGCCUCUCACAGCGGACCCUCAGCCGAUGUAGCCAAUCGCAACGGCCCGGCAGCGACCCCGCCCACAUCCCUCAGCUUGCGCUCCUCCCAUAAUCAGCUUCUCAGCUGUGAUGUCACGAAGCAGGGUGUGGUUGAUGGGCGGGGUCCCACCACACCACCCAAGUGCCGCAAGAAGUAUGCCCUGACCAGCAUCCAGAGCGCCAUGGGUCUAAGUGACAUGGGGCAGUCUGCCCUGACAGACCCCCAGGGCAACAGUGCAGUGCCGCCCACCUCCUCCGCCAACCCUAAGCUGGCCAAGAACGGGGCCAACCAGCUGCGCAAAGCUGCAGAGCAGCAGGACUGCAAUAAGAAUGCCAUCAACGGCAACAUCAGCCCAGAUGAAGGUGGGGUUAGCAGAGCCCCGCCCCGCAGGACCAAGAGCUUCCUGGAGUACUACAGUGAGGAACCCGUGGAGCAAGAGCGCAAUGACAACCAGCCCUGCCGUGACGAUCCAUCCCUGCCACUGCUGAGUGGGGAGGAGUCCCACCACCUUCCUCUGACACCCCCCAAGCAGCCAAGCCCUGAAGCUGUCCCUUUGCUCCCAGCGGCAUCAUCUUCCUCGUCCUCCUCCUCUUCUAGCCCCGAAACCAAGAAGGACCGGCCUAAGACAGGGGCUAAGACAGAUUGUGCUCUCAAUCGCAUCCAGAACCUGGCUCCCAGUGAUGAGGACUCCAGUUGGACCACGCUGUCCCAGGACAGCGCAUCUCUCAGCUCUCCAGAGGAGACAGAUAUCUGGAGCGACCAGUCCUUCCAGACAGACCCAGACCUGCCCCCUGGAUGGAAGAAGAUCACCGACAUGGCAGGAAUUUACUACUGGCACAUCCCCACGGGAACAACGCAGUGGGAGAGGCCUGCACCCCGGAUCACUCGUGAUACCCUGCAGGAUGACCGCAAGCCAUCUCUGGGCUCACUCAGCCCGUCUCCUACCCCAGAGAAUGAGACCUCUGCUCACGCAGACGUGUUUUUCGGGGCAUCCUCACGAUCGGGCAGCACCGCCUCGGACAGCUCCCUGGUCCUGUCCUCCGACGUGGCCGUCCCCUCUUGCGGGUUUGUCAACAGCUGCUACUUUCCUCGGUCAUCGUCGCUCCACGUCACGGCAGAACAGGAGAGCAGCAUGGAGCUCCAACCUGAAGAAGACAGGAAGAAACAGCCAUGGAGUGAUUUUGCAGUGCUCAGUGGGGGAAAGAUUGAUAGUGAAAUUUGGAAGGACCUCCAGGAAGCCACCGUGAAUCCUGAUCCCAGUCUGAAGGAGUUUGAGGGGGCCACCCUCCGCUAUGCCUCCCUGAAGCUGAGAAACCCGCCGCAGGUGGAUGAGGAGGACAGCCGAAGCAUCAGCAGCGACCCGGGGUCUAAGUGCUUCGCCGUGCGCUCCUUGGGCUGGGUGGAGAUGGCCGAGGAUGACCUGGCGCCGGGAAAGAGCAGCGUGGCCGUCAACAACUGCAUCCGCCAGCUGUCCUACUGCAAGAAUGACAUCCGGGACACUGUGGGAAUCUGGGGAGAGGGCAAAGAUAUGUACUUGAUCCUGGAGAACAACAUGCUGAACCUGGUGGACCCCAUGGACCGCACUGUUCUCCACUCCCAGCCCAUUGCCAGCAUCCGCGUGUGGGGCGUGGGCCGUGACAACGGCAGAGAGAGGGAUUUUGCCUACGUAGCCAGAGACAAGGACACCCGGAUACUAAAAUGUCAUGUGUUUCGAUGUGACACUCCAGCAAAAGCCAUCGCCACUAGUCUCCACGAAAUCUGUUCUAAGAUUAUGGCAGAACGCAAGAGUGCCAAGGCCCUGGCGGGGGGCUCAUCGCAGGAGAGGGUGCACGCAGGACUGGAGCUCCCCUUGCAAGCAGAGUUCCCCACCCCAAAGACAGAGCUGGUACAGAAGUUUCACGUGCUCUACCUGGGCAUGCUUCCUGUGGCCAGGCCAAUUGGAAUGGACAUUCUCAAUGGAGCCAUUGAUGGGCUCAUGACCUCCUCCACAAAGGACAACUGGAUGCCCGUCAUGCUGAGUGUGGCUGAUGCCACUGUCACUGUCAUCAAAGAGAAGGAAGAGGAAGAGGAAGUGCUGGUGGAGUGCCGAGUGCGCUUCUUGUCCUUCAUGGGCGUCGGCCGUGACGUGCACAAUUUCGCUUUCAUUAUGGAUUCGGGGAACCAGCACUUUGAGUGCCACGUGUUCUGGUGUGAGCCCAAUGCGGGCAGCGUGUCAGAGGCCGUGCAGGCUGCGUGCAUGCUGCGUUACCAGAAGUGUUUGGUAGCCCGGCCCCCCUCCCAGAAGGCAUGCUCGUCCUCCCCACCCUCGGACUCUGUGAGCCGGAGAGUGUCCACGAGUGUCAAGCGAGGCGUGCUGUCUCUCAUUGACACUCUGAAACAGAAGCGGCCGGUACCCGAACUGCCCCAAUAACAACUUACCUGAGCAAUGUUCACGAAAAUUCGACGAUACAAUAACAAUGAUAAUAACGAUGUACAUAAAUGCAGUGCAUUACAGUAAAGCGCAACUGGUAACUUUAAAAAAAAAAAAAAAAAAAACUA